AAGAUCAUGCGAUGUCAAUGGAUCGCAGCAAAUAAAUCAAAAGCAGAGGGUAGUUUCGGCUGAGCUGUGAGCUGAAUUGAGCUCAGCUGAGCGCCGCUUUAUUAUUUUUCCUCUUGCAUUUGAUGUAAUGGCUGCUCUGUUGAAUCCUCGGACGGUUGUUUGUGUCGGGGCUUUUCUUGUUAAUUGUCAAAUUUAAUGAUCACUUAGCUUUGGGAUGGAUGAGAAAUUGCUCAAGCCGCGCGUGUUGUGUCUUCUGGUUAAACUCGCUUGGUGGAUGAAGAAGAAGAAAAUGUUCUUUAUUCAUUUGAUGCGAAUCCGUAAGGAUUACUGAUUUUGUUCUCUGAAUGAUUCGGAACCUCAAUAAAUGGUCUGGAAGGGCAGUGCUUGAUUGUCAUUUUCUUUGAUCUUUGUUCUCUGGCUCGGUAUGCACCACACUACCUAUGUUAAUUUUCUUGGUCGUACAGAAUAAUAUUCAGUUGGAAUAUUUUCGCCUUCUCGAAACCUUGGCCUGUUUUCUUGCAUGGUAAUCUAUUGAAUUUUCGAACUUUCUAUGUCAUUUUCAUCAUGUACGAAUAUGUUAUUUGCAAUUAUUUGUAACUAAGAUAUUUAUGUAUGGACCGUGGAGGUAACAAGCCAAUUACGCUCCUCUCGACACCUAGCUGGAUAUGCUUCUGCAGCUGAGCAAAAAGAAUUCGAACACUCUAUCCCUCUCGUAUCUCCUUCCUGCUAUUGCUUCUGCUGAACUCUCCUCCAUUUCUCCUCUAUGUCUGAUUUAGCUCGCAAGGGUAACUUACAUCCAGACUGGGAAAAAUCGCCACCGACCUAUCUCCCUAUCUACUGCUCCAGUAUGCCUUCGUCCUCCCAUUCACAGCACGGUAGUAGCCCACGCCCUUCCCCUUCCAUUGGGGAGACUAACCCCAAUCGUCCUUUUAUCGCUACUGCAGUGGGCGUUCCUGACAUGGCCCCUUUCUCGGCAUUUCAACCAUAUGUUGCAACAAGUCGUCCGCGAACAACAUAUCCUCCGCAAGCAUCACCAUUCCCUCCACAAACACCAACAUCCUCAAGAGGGUCAUGUAUGCCACCUACACCUCCCAAUGGUGGCAUUGGCAAGGACUACUUGAUGCGGGAAAGAAAGGAUGGAUUAUACCCGUCGAAUUGCCGAAUCAAGUACAUUGUCAGAAUCAUGCACAAAAACUAUACUGACCCUUGGCCUUUGUGGUCAGAAAUUCCAAAACUGAUCCGUGAGUUGUGGUUUAAAAUGUGGAAGAAUUAUGUCUGCUGGGAUCCAUGGUACGAGGAGCAGAUGUGGAGGGCUUUCAACGCCAGAGGAGGCAAGCGCUUGAGGCAAAUUUUCUAUGAGGCACUCUGGUGAAGUGGAUCUCUGAACAUGUAUGGGACCAACUUCUGGUGAAGUGGAGUGAUCCCACGUACAAGAUGACUGGGGGAGCUAAAUAAGAACAAUCGGGCUUCCGGGAAUGGAGGAUCACUCUAUAUUGGAGGAUCCAUUUCUCCCGGUACAACUGCCAUGAAGAUGGUAAAAUCGUACCAACUUAAGUAAUUAUACAGCUCAUUUUAUGUGGUAGUUGCAUAUAUAUAACAAUUGAAAAAAAACUGGGCACUUGCUUUUUGGUUUUCCUCACUACAUGUGAAGGAAUUGGGACGGUGGCCAACAACGUCAGAGGUCUUUGCUUGGACCCACCGGAGGAACGUUGAUUCUAGCUUGGCAGAGGAACCGUCACGGAAGACUCAUGUAAGGUUAAAUUUAGUUGGGGAGUUGUUGAAUUUCAUAGGUUGUCAUCUAGAUUGCAUGCUCUCAUUUUGUAGAAGGAUUUUGAGCAAGAGUAAGCUAGCCAACAGGUAGUGGGGGAGGACGGCCUUUCGAAUCCUGCUGCCCAGGAGUCCGAGACCGAGAUGUGGUCGAGGGUAGUCGGGGACCAAAACAAGAGUUGUAUCUACGUGUUGAGCCGCAUGACUAGCUCAACCAGCUUCAAUGUCCGUAAUGAUGUGCCCGAUUCCUUGAGUGGCUUUCAGGAGCAGAUAGGUCAGAAGAGGAAGCGCAUGGAACAGUUGGAUGCAGAAACGAGAGCGCAAGCUGAAAAUGAUAGGAAUGUGCGGGUGCAACAGGAGGAAAGAAUUAAGCAAAAGAUUCCCGAACAGGUCGUGCAACAACACUUCAUGAUGGAGCCACGUCUAUUGCAAUGCGAUCGGAGAUGCAGCAGGACGAGCAACUAUUACAACAGAACACGGGGUUACUGGCCAGCAACACAAAGUUAAUGGCCAGAAUCAAUCGAAACCUUGAGAUGCUGAUGCAGCGACAGUUCUCAAAGUCUCAUGGUCAUGCACGUGCACAGCUUCCGGUUACUCCCAGCCGAAUGGGGAAGAAGAAGACGAGGAAGAGGGAUGACGCACGUGAUGAUGGAUCGUAGAGUUGGGAUUUAAUUUGUGCGCUUGGAUUACUCUGUAUAAGAUAUUACAGACUGCAUUGCGUAAAAUUUGGGUUUAUAU
Molecule: messenger RNA, 2505 nt
Organism: Punica granatum (pomegranate)
Lineage: Eukaryota; Viridiplantae; Streptophyta; Magnoliopsida; Myrtales; Lythraceae
Source: RefSeq, a predicted model, not a curated record